Molecule: messenger RNA, 1329 nt
Organism: Arachis ipaensis
Lineage: Eukaryota; Viridiplantae; Streptophyta; Magnoliopsida; Fabales; Fabaceae
Source: RefSeq, a predicted model, not a curated record
AUGGGUGCAACCCCCUUUCAUCGUUCCAUCCUCAAAGUCCGGCUACCAAAGCACUUUGAUAAGCCGACGGACAUGAGGUACGACGGAACCCAAGACCCGCAGGAACACCUCACGGCCUUCGAGGCCAGGAUGAACCUAGAAGGAGUUGGAGACGAGGUGAGGUGCCGCGCUUUCCCGGUCAUCUUGGCGGGACCUGCGAUACGGUGGUUCAACAGCCUCCCGCAGGGCUCGGUGGCCAGGUUUUUGGACAUCAGCCGCGCUUUCCUGGCCCAAUUUACAACCAGAAUCGCAAAGGCAAAACACCCGAUCAAUUUGCUCAGGGUGACUCAGAGGUCUAGCGAGUCGACCAGAAAAUAUCUAGACUGGUUUAACGAUGAGUGCUUAGAGAUCGACGGGCUAACUGACUCGGUAGCUAGUCUGUGUUUGACGAACGGACUCCAGAACGAGGACUUCAGAAAGCACCUCACCACGAAGCCAGUGUGGACAAUGCAUGAGAUCCAAACUGUAGCUAGGGAAUACAUUAAUGAUGAAGAAGUCAGUCAAGUCGUGGCUGCCAACAAGCGGCAGCCCUCCUACAAUCAACCCCGACAGCACGGUAGCAGACAAAGGCAGAAGGAACAUGCCAGAGACGGCGGUCCGAGCAAGACACCCAGGCCAUUUCCUCGAGUCGAAAAGUUCACCAAUUACACUCCCCUCACUGUCCCCAUCAUAGAAGUUUAUAAACAGAUAGCCGAGAAGGGAAUCUUGUCGAAGCCCCGACCUCUAAAGGACCGAACCGGGGGGAACAAGAGCCUCUAUUGUGAUUAUCAUAAGGGCUAUGGACAUAAAACACAGGACUGCUUCGACCUAAAAGACGCGCUGGAACAAGCAAUCCGGGACGGAAAACUAGACAAAUUCUCCCACCUCAUCAGGGAGCCGAGGAGACGAGAUCAUGACCGCGAGGGAGAGGACAAGACCCGCUCAGUAAAGCGACGUCAAGAGCCAGAGGACAAUGACCACGACCUUACCAUAGUAAACGUGGUAACAGCAAGGAAUGCGGCUCCGAGGUCGAAGUCGGCACACAAGAAAGACACCAAAGUUCUGGCAGUUUCUUCGUCUUCCGUGCGAAGCUCCAAAAAGCUUCCAUCCAUUUCGUUCAGUCCGGAGGACCAAUGGUUCGAUGAGGUCGCGGAAAACCCUCCCAUGGUCAUCACGGCCAGAGUGGGAACCGGCCUCAUCAAGCAGAUCCUUGUAGAUACUGGGGCGGACUCGAAUAUUAUGUUCCGCAACGUGUUCGAUGCCUUGGGUCUACGGGAUGCCGACUUAAAGACUCACAGCACGGUGUUGUAA